Molecule: messenger RNA, 2271 nt
Organism: Funneliformis mosseae
Lineage: Eukaryota; Fungi; Glomeromycota; Glomeromycetes; Glomerales; Glomeraceae
Source: the annotation of a GenBank genome assembly
AUGUCUGCUCAACGUCGCAAUAAAUCUAAUAGAUCUAAGGAAUACCGUAAACUUAAACGUGAACAGGCAUUAAAAGAACUAGAAGAUCUCGAAACAAGAUGUCAGAAUUUGUCACCAGAUUCGAUAUAUGGAAGGUUUACUGAGUUACCCUUAUCCUCUUUGACUUUUCAAGGUCUACAGCAAUCGAAUUACGUUGAAAUGACGGAAAUUCAGCGUAAAGCAAUACCAAUUGCUUUACGCGGCCGUGACCUUUUGGGUGCCGCGAAGACUGGUAGUGGCAAGACAUUAGCUUUUCUUAUUCCAUUGAUUGAAUCAUUAUAUAGAAAAAGCUGGUCACAAUUGGAUGGAUUGGGUGCUUUAGUUAUAGCACCAACACGAGAAUUGGCUGUUCAAAUAUUCGAGUUUCUUCGAAAAGUAGGAAGAAAGCAUUCUUUGUCAGCUGGUCUCGUGAUAGGUGGAAAGGAUGUAAAUAUUGAACAGGAACGUAUUAAUAGGAUGAACAUUCUCAUUUGUACCCCUGGACGUUUAUUGCAACAUAUGGAUCAAACCGUAAACUUCAAAUGCGAUAAUCUCCAAGUAUUAGUGCUGGAUGAAGCGGAUCGUAUUCUUGAUUUGGGUUUUGAAAAGACUAUAAACGCCAUCAUUGAAAAUUUACCAAAAGAGCGACAGACUUUGUUAUUUUCCGCCACCCAAACAAAAUCUAUUAAAGAUUUAGCUCGAUUAAGCCUUCAGGAUCCCGAAUACAUUUCUAUAGUUGAAGAGUCAAAACAUAGCACGCCAAUUAAUUUAUCACAACAUUAUUUAGUUUGUGAAUUACCGCAAAAAUAUGAUAUAUUAUAUUCAUUUAUUAAAUCUCAUUUACAAGUGAAAGCUCUUGUAUUCUUAUCCAGUUGCAAGCAGGUUCGAUUUGUGUUUGAAACUUUUUGUAAAUUGCAUCCAGGAAUUCCAUUACUUCACUUGCAUGGCAAACAAAAGCAAACCAAACGAUUAGAAAUUUUUAAUAAAUUUUCUUCAAUGAAAUUUGCAUAUUUGUUUGCUACUGAUAUUGCAGCAAGAGGUUUGGAUUUCCCCGCUGUUGAUUGGGUAAUACAAGCAGACGCCCCAGAAAAUGCAGAAACAUAUAUUCAUAGAGUCGGACGGACAGCAAGAUACGAAGCUUCGGGUCAAGCUUUGCUAUUUUUGUUGACAAGUGAAGAACAAGGAAUGAAAGCAGCUUUAGAUAAAAAAAGAGUGCCGAUUGAUAAGAUUAAAGCAAAGGCCAGCAAGACAUUUAGCAUUCAAAAACAGUUACAAUCACUAUGUUUCAAGGAUCCUGAAAUUAAAUAUCUGGGACAAAAAGCAUUUAUAUCAUAUAUGCGAUCAGUUUAUCUGCAAAGUGAUAAAUCCAUAUUCAAAGUAGAUGAAUUACCUGCUGAGGAAUUUGCUUCUGCCCUCGGAUUGCCCGGUGCUCCUAAGAUAAAAUUCAUCAAGAAAUUACGAAAUAACAAUGUCACCCUUCAGAAAGCAAAAGAAAUCCCCGGAUAUUCAAGUUCUGAUGAAGAUGAAAAAAUGAACUUACAAAAUCCCGAUGGACAAGGGAAAAAAGCCAAUAAUGCUAAACCAAAAACUAAGUUAGAAAAGAUGUUCAAUCGUAAGAAUAUGUCUAUUCUUACAGAUCAUUAUAAAAAAUUGGUAGAUCGAGAAGCAGACAAUGUUAUGAGUUAUGAUGAUGAAUUGAUCACUCUUAAACGUGCUGACCACGAAUUACCAGAUGAACUAAAACAACCGGGUCGAGAUCCGUUAUCAAAACGCAAACUUAUGAAAGCUACUUCAAAAAAAUUAAACAUCAAGAAUGCGCCUAGAGGCGAAAAACUAAUCUUUGAUGAUUAUGGAAAUCCUCAUCAAGUAUAUGAAUUUCAAAACGAAAAGGAUUUCCGUUCUGCAGGAGACAUAAUAUCUCAAAAGAAUGAAUUUUUGGAGAAAGAAUUUGAAGUUAUGAAGAAAGAAGAUGUUACAGAUAAGAUUAUUGCAAAAGAUAAAAAACGAGAGAAAAAACUCAAGAAAAGAGUUAAAUUAAUAGAAGAAUUGGAAGAUGAAAAUGGUAUAACUUUAUCAAAUGAAUUUGAUAAUAAUGAAAGUAUUGAAAGAAACUUUGAUGACUUAUCAAAUGAUGAUGAGGAGGAGGAUAUUGAAAUUCCAAUAAGUAAAAAACAAAAAUUAUUGGAAGUAGAAGAACCAGUAACUUUAGAAGAUCAAGAAGCAUUAGCUUUAAAAUUAUUGAAUCGCUUUUAA